UAAAACAGAGAAUGAGACAUUAACCACGGCGUUUACAACAGCCAUCACAAACCCAGUUGAAAUAAAUAACACAUGGACUGUGGCAUCUGGUACAAUAGUCCUAGAGUGCUACUUUGGCCAAGAAGGAAUUUGUAGUGGGGUUCUGUUAGAUGGUGGAAGGAGAAGACAGGGUAUCUAUUCACUUUAUGGUCCUCUUCUCAAUGGAAGGCCUGUUUAUAUUCAAGAAGGUGAAGCUGCCUUCCUUUAUUACGUAAUCCAGAAUCCGCAAAGCAGGUUCUGGAUCAUCUCUAACAAUAUUUUAUCCACUAUUGAAUCCACUUCUGGAGUAGUUCGUGUUUACGACAUAGCUUUGUCGGCUGAUGGCAUAACUCGUACAUGGCAAGCAUACUCACAAGCUGGCUGGGUGGAUGACACUAAAUUGGAAGCAGCAUGUAUUACAAAUAACACCGUCCCUAGCGAAACUUUAUACAUGGGGGGUGUGGUCACAUCGUCAACUCCACAAACUCAAAGGUUAGGAUUUUACACGAUACACGGAGACUAUCACAAUUCGAGACCAGUAUAUAUUCACGAAUCAGGCAAAUAU
Messenger RNA from Owenia fusiformis, 583 nucleotides. The record is from the annotation of a GenBank genome assembly. NCBI's taxonomy places the organism in Eukaryota, Metazoa, Annelida, Polychaeta, Sabellida, Oweniidae.